Molecule: messenger RNA, 1347 nt
Organism: Lachancea mirantina
Lineage: Eukaryota; Fungi; Ascomycota; Saccharomycetes; Saccharomycetales; Saccharomycetaceae
Source: the annotation of a GenBank genome assembly
AUGGCAGUACAAAAAAGCCGAACGCAAUCGAAACGUCCUUUGCGAAAAAAAGCCUGUACCGCGUGCUCAAAAGCAAAGGUGAGGUGCGAUCUAAAACGCAAGGCCUGUUCUCGCUGUGUAGAGCGCGGGAUUGAAAACGGGUGUCACUACCCAUUAUCUGUAGAUCAAGAUGUGAACUCUACAACCCCAGUUCUUGAUGAUGCAAUCAACUCCAAUACUGUGGAAUCGCAACAAGGAAUAGGACAGGAGCCAGGACUGGAUUACCAAGUCGCCGUGAACACGCCUCGGCCUUGUCCUCUGCUGCAGUCGGAGAACGACGAACCAGUAACCGAAAGCUCUCCUCAACACUUGAUCAAGGUUGACAAUCUAGUUAACAAGCUGGACUCUCCCAAAAAUCGCGGAUACUCUCCGGAAUCUAAAGAUGAAACUGAGGAGUUGAACUUCAAAAAUGUUAAACUGGUAUGCACCGUGAGCUACAAGAAUAUUGAGAACAGAUGGCUCAACACUUACCUGUUACCUGCAGAUCAGAAGCGCAAGAGCUAUCCUCCGAAUGUGACCAUUUUCAUUUCCCGCAUGCUCAAAGCGUAUUGCACGAUGCCAAUUCAACGGGAUGUAUUUCCACCCUUUGUACAUAGCUGCCAGGUUAGCCCGUCGACCCUGCCGACUGCGCUGGCAAUUUGCCUCAGUUUAAUGCGAUUGUUCGACAGACGAAUGGCAGCUCAAAACUUCGUAAUACAGGACACCCUCGACAGGGAAAUGGCUCGUUUGUUCCAAGGAUACAGCAGCUGUGAUGAGGUUGAUCUUUUAGCGUCUUUCCAGGCCUACCUUAUUUAUUCUAUGACUCUCUACUUUGAACUUAAGCACCGGGAUCACGAUGGAAUGCAUGAGGUCAUCAUGAAUUUACAGGUCAUGGCAUGUGAGCUCGCGCGGCGUGGGCUCACCUGUCCGGCCGAGUUGUCCUGUUCGAGGCCUGAUUGGGAGUCUUGGAUUAUGGCUGAAGCUAAAAGAAGAUCGAUAUUCACAAUGUACCUUUUCGAUAGCCUCCUUUCAGCCGAGAGUGGCCAGCCUACGUUUCUCGCUACAGAAUUGCAAGGUACUUUGGCCCCUUCAGGGCAAACACUGUGGCAAGCCACAACGAGAGAUGCGUGGACGAUAUGUUAUAACCAGUAUUUAUACGAGUGGGGUGUUGAUGGGCCGCUAUUGAUUGAUGAGCUUUGGUCUUCUCCCCCCGGAUUGACGACCUUAGAGCAAAAGGCUCGAAACCACAGAGUGGAUCGAUGGCUAUCAGACCUAGAUAAUUAUGGCGCCAUGCUGUUCGCAGUGACUGCAUGUACGCACAGCUCCUGA